UUUACUAUUUUGCAACUACAGACUAAGACAGCUAAUUCCUAUGUAUCAACAGGAAGCACCCAUUUGGAAAUGGCUCUGUCUCUCAUAAAGAAGUGCCAUUCCCCUACCCAGGGCAGAGGACCCCCCGCUCCAAACCUUCCCUCCCCCAUGCCCACUUACUUGGCCAGUGGGGUGCGCACUCCCCAGGGCACCCUCCCCCCCCCGAAAGUACGAUGCGCUCCGGCGCCCACAGCAGCCCGAAUCAUGCCCUGCAGCACUCUGCAGCAGUACCAUUUUGGGCCAAAUCAUACCCCUCAGGGAGUGCGGGAAGCACCCUUCAACCUGCAGGCCUCCCUUUGGCCUGUGUGAUGAUGUCACUUCCGGGAAGGGUGGAAUCUAGGGAGGGAAAGGGGCUGUGGUGUCACACUGUUUCCCUCUAAAUCUAUCAUUUCCUCCAGGGAAACUGAUCUUUGUGGGGCUUAUCCAUACACUCUAUUUAUUCCUAAUUUUCUUAGCGUCCAUCCCUGUGCAUUGGAAUUGGUUUGGGGAUGGUUCUUCCACAAGUCUGCCCUCCCUUUGCAUUCUUACUGUGGUGGAGUUGGUUUAAUUUGUUCCGCACCUGCCUUAAAUAAUCAGGAUUUUCAAGUGAGGGUGCUGUCAUCAUCGGUGGUAUCACUGGUGAUGUCACAGCACCCUUUAAAAAAAAUUCUACAUGCUUAUAUUGAUAGAUCAAUAUAAGGGCUGGAUUUUUUUCAAAAAAAGAUUGAGAAUGAACCCGUGGGGAAGUCUUUACAUGGAGAAGCUUAAAAGGGGAGCAGCUCCACCACCCGUACCUAAGUUCGCCUUCUCCCAUCCAAACCGGAUAGCCGUGCCAGGCUGACAGAGAGCCAGGAGGCGCAGCCAGCUCCAGCAGCGCAAACUGACCUCUGUUUGGACGAAGCCCAGAGCAGAAGCAGCAAUGUGCUUUGCAAAUUGUGCGAUUUUUAUGGCACCAGAAGUGGCCACACAUCUCUCCCCUGAAGGGCUUUUGCAAUUUUUAAAAAAUCAGCAGUUUUAUAUCAUCAGAUCCAUCUAAUGUUGUAUUGAAAGAGCAGCUGGUUCUCUGAAUUCUCAGGUUUAGUUUUUUAAAAAAAAUAAGUCUCUAGCCCCUUUCUAUGCAGAGAUAUAAGGGGAAAGGCAUACUCCACAAAGGAAGAGGCUAGAUACUUACUUUUUCUUAAUGCAAGCUGGGAAUUCAGAGAACCUGCCACACCUUUUAUUACAACCUUAGGUUUGACCUAUCAAUAUGAAAUAGAUUAUUAUAAAAAAGAAAGUUUCUAGCCCCUUCCCUUGUAGAGAUAUGUGCUUUUCCUUAUAUCGGGAAAGGGUCUGGGAAUUUCUUCUAGAGUUUAUACAUCAGCCUAGACAGGACAAAAGGCAUAACAUUUCAGACAGUACAAGGUCACUUCUGUGAGCUUCAAAGAAAAGAGAGAAGACAGCUGUGUUCUCAGCUUCAGAGGUUGCUUGAGAAAUGAAAGUGAUGGUUAGAACAUUUGCAAAAUGAAAUUAAGGUAUAGCAUUAGCAAUGGUUCACCACCUAGAACAAUGACAUGGAUGUAGGGGUACAGACAUGACACAAACGAGGGAUUCUAGCUGCUUACAUUGUAUUGGUGGUUGUAAAAAUGGGAGUGGUUUCUACAAGUAUAAAUUGGUUAUUGUUGAGCCUUCAGUCUUCAGUCUGUCUGCUUCCAGUCUCCAAUAAAGAUGUUUAUUAUAAUAAAGAGCUGUUAAUCUCAAUAUACAAUACCCUUCUUUAGAGCCACUCUCUAUAUAAAGGAAGCAUGGUCUUCUUGGAUGUUAUUGGAAGUAGCCAGCUCUGGCUGUUUUGGCACCUAUGCAUGCUAAGCCCUAUGUGUUCACAUUUAUUUAGCCCUAGGCACACAAAGGCAGUAUGGAGAGCUUCAUAGAACUCCAUCCGGAUCCAGAAGGCUUUUUAAGAAAUGCCCCUGUCAGGGCUUGCUCAUUGUGCCAGAAGGAAUGCCCCGAUUGGUGCUUUGCAGCACAUGAUGCCACAUUUCUCACUCAACAGGCAUUCCACACACAAAAAAAGAGGAAGCCCAAGAAGAAGUCUCCCCUCUCAAGUACAGUAGUCUGGGGACCACAUAAGUCUUUUCUAGGAGGCUUCACAUUAAGAAAAGCUGUCUGAAAAUAGCCUUUGUAUGUCUGUCCUGUUUGGGAAUAGAAUCCCACUUCGUCAGAUGCACCGAGUAAAUUCUUCAUCAGCAGACAUGCACAGAGAGAAAGAGAGAGAUUGGGAACAGUGAGGCUAAAAGACCCCGAAAUGCAGAAGGUGUACUUUGUGACAUUUCUGUGCAAGCCUCAAAGCAAAUAAGCCAAGCACAAUGACCAUUCAUAUAAGCUGUAGUUGUGAUAACUACAGCGAGCAGUUAUCGCUGUAGUUAUCACAGCGAGUUGUGAUAACUACAGCGAGCAGUUGUCUGCCUAGUUCCGUUAAGCAAUUUACAGGUAACUGAUUUAUUUACACUGGCCAGUGGCCAAUGAAGUCUGAUACCGAGUGGACCGUGUCCUUCUCCACCCCUCUACAACCAAUAUCCUAGUUUAGGUAAAGUGACUGAACAGAAGCAGAUUUACACCCUCUCCUCCUAGAGGCAGAAGGUAAAAGCUUUAAGAAAGAUUCAGAUCAUGGACUCUCCCGAUAUGAGGAAGAAAAAGGUAGCCAUUAUUGGAGGCGGCUUGGGAGGGUGUUAGAUGAUUUCUUCCUGCUGCAAAAGACCUCCAAGUCUCCCCUCAUACUGUUCCUGGGGGUGCCCUCCACAGAAACAGCAUUUCAAGGGGCAUUGUGCACUGGCAGCGGGGGAGAGACAGGUGGGUGCUUUAAACGGUUGUUUCUUUGCAAAAAAGGGGUUCCCUGUGGAAAUUUAUGAAGCCAGGCAAGAUAUUCGUAUAUCCAGUCUGUCUCGUGGCAGAAGCAUUAAUUUGGCUCUGUCUCACAGGGGGCGGCAGGCCCUCAAGGCUGUUGGAAUGGAAGAUCAGAUUGUGUCUAAAGGCAUUCCUAUGAGAGCAAGAAGGAUCCACACACUUUCAGGAAAACGGUAUUCAAUUCCUUAUGGGACGAAGAGCCAGUAUAUUCUCUCUGUCGACAGAGCAAAUUUAAACAAGGAACUGCUAACUGCUGUGGAGAAAUAUCCCAAUGCUAAACUGUACUUUGAACACAAACUACUACGCUGUGAUUUAGAAUCGAGGACAUUGACCUUUACAGGGUCAGACCUUAUAGCAAAAGAGGUCACUUGUGACCUAAUUGUGGGUUGUGAUGGAGCCUUUUCCACAGUUAGGAAGCAGUUCAUGAGGCAAACACGAUUCAAUUACAGUCAAAUGUAUAUUCCUCAUGGAUACAUGGAACUGACAAUUCCACCAAAGGAUGGAGAGUUCGCAAUGGAACCGAAUUUUCUUCACAUAUGGCCCAGGAACACAUUCAUGAUGAUCGCGCUACCCAACCUGGACAAGACGUUCACGUGUACUCUCUUCAUGCCUUUUGAGGACUUCGAAAAGCUCACAACAGGAGACCAAGUGCUGGAUUUCUUCAAAAUGUACUUUCCAGAUUCCAUUCCUCUAAUCGGAAAGGAGGCACUGAUGCAAGAUUAUUUUUUACUACCAGCCCAAGCCAUGGUAUCUGUGAAGUGCUCAACCUACCAUAUGGACUCUUGCUGUGUGCUGAUGGGAGAUGCUGCGCAUGCAGUCGUCCCCUUCUAUGGGCAAGGCAUGAAUGCUGGAUUUGAAGACUGUCUAGUUUUUGAUGAGUUAAUGGACCAGUUUCAAAAUAAUCUCAGUCUCUGCCUCCCUGAGUUCUCCAAACUGAGAGUUCCCGACGACCAUGCAAUUUCAGAUUUAGCCAUGUACAAUUACAUUGAGAUGCGCUCCCAUGUAAAUUCAAGGUGGUUCAUUUUCCGAAAGCAUUUGGACAACUUCCUUCAUGCCCUCCUGCCCUCCACCAUUAUACCUCUCUACACAAUGAUUACAUUCUCCAGGAUCCGCUACCAUGAAGCUGUGCAAAGGUGGAAAAGGCAGAAUAAGGUAAUCAACAGAGGCCUCUUCCUCAUUGUGUCAGGAACAAUCCUAAGUGGCGUCUACCUGUCCAGGAACUAUAUAAGACCCAAAUUGGACUUCUGUGUGGAAAACCUCUGGCGAUGGACUCGUGGCUUAAGAAAAUUUACAACUUUUGCCAGUCAUCUCAUCAGAACUUUGCCUUCAUUCUACUUAUUUCUAAGGAAUCCAUGAAUUGGCCACCUCAGAUACAAGGCCUCAAACUUUGCUAACUCAGUCUACCUCAGAGUUGAUUAUAAACACUGUAUUUUUAAAAAUAAAUCUUACUCAGUUUUAAGAAUUAAUCUUAAGAAUUACCAGUUUUAAGAAUUAAUUUUAGGAUGAAGGGUUAAAGUUGUCAGGUCCCCCCACCCUCCGGGCAGAAGGCAGGAGAACUGGGACUCACCAUUGAAGACGUCUUCACUCCCGUGCUGCGCGAUGACAUCACUUCCGGGAUGUGCUACCCCUGGGAGUGCUCCCAUGCUCCUUAGCAGGCCGAUUUUGGCCCAUUUGGGGCUUAAAUUGGCCCGCUGUGAAGUGCAGGAGCUCUCUCUAGGACUCUCCCGGCAGCACUCCUGCACUCUGCAGUGGGCUGACAGUUUUGGGGUAGGCUUGCCAACUUCCAGGUGGUGGCUGGAGAUCUGGAAUUACAACUGCUCUCCAGGUCUCAGAAAUCAGUUCCCCUGGAGAAAAUGGCUGCUUUGGAGGGUGGACUCUGUUGUAUUAUACCCUGCUGAGGUCCCUCCGUUCCCCAAACCCGACCAUCCAAAGAGUUGCAUUAGUAAAGGGAUCAGGACUACAGACUUUACUGUGGCUGCUGGAAGUAUGAUACAUACUUUGCUACUACAGGUGUAAGUAUGACCCUACAGGGUCGUUCCUUUGUUGUUUGAUAUGUCAGUCUUAGAAUUGCUUAUGCUCUGUUUCAGCAUUUCUUGAACUCUCUGUUGAAGUUCUGCUGGUCUGAAAGUUUGCAAAUUUGCAUGUAUAUACCCUGUUACAUGUUUAUUGAAAUGUCUUUCGGAUUGCCUGUAUUGAAUCGCACUGUGUAAUCCCCCUUGAGGCUCAGUGAGAAAG
This is a messenger RNA of Eublepharis macularius, 5133 nucleotides long. It is a transcript of the gene KMO, whose product is annotated as kynurenine 3-monooxygenase. Lineage: Eukaryota; Metazoa; Chordata; Lepidosauria; Squamata; Eublepharidae. The record is from RefSeq and is a predicted model, not a curated record. The transcript is spliced from 16 exons. Gene Ontology annotation, molecular function: NAD(P)H oxidase H2O2-forming activity; FAD binding; kynurenine 3-monooxygenase activity. Gene Ontology annotation, cellular component: mitochondrial outer membrane. Gene Ontology annotation, biological process: L-tryptophan catabolic process; quinolinate biosynthetic process; NAD+ metabolic process. Bases 2728 to 4254 code for a protein of 508 amino acids.